AUGUCGAAGAGCAAGUUCGUGGUUCCUCCUCUGACACCACUGCCAGAAGAAGUAUACCCAGUUCAACAUGAAGCGAAGAAACCUGAUCAAGGAUACUAUGUAGCUCUGGGACUAGUGAUGAGUGUCUGGAUGAUCACUCCCUUGUGCUGUGCUUAUCUGCUAUGGUACACUCUGUUAUCGAAUUCCCUGUCUAGAGGUUCAUUAACAUCAACCCUAUUCGCUGCAUAUUCAAUAACAGAAAUCCUUUUCGCAAUCUACACAUCACAUCUUAUAUCUCGUGUUCAAACUCCAUCUCCACCAUCGACUUUACCAAUUUCAGAAAGAACGAAACUGUUUCUGAGAGUCAUACAUUCAGGCCUAACUUAUCCUGUUCCACCAAGGGGGAUCACCAAACACGCACACGAUCACGCGGAAGAUGGAGAUGGUAUUCAGGAAGGUGAAUUCAGAGAUGCAUAUGUCGAAAGAGGUGAAGAAGACUCUCAGAAAGGUUUGAUAUCAGUAGCUGAUCUACAUCAUAUAAAAGAAAGGGAAUAUGAAGAAUCAAUUGGAAUUAGAGAAAGGAAAAGAGUAGGUAAAUUAUCUAAACAAGAGGAAAAUACCAUCAAUUGUUUCGUGGAAAAUAAACAAGGUGAAAGAGAAGAAAAAUUAAGAGAUCAAAUCGAGAACCAAGUUCUACCCAACACAGAUAAUGAAGAAUGGGGAUAUGAAGGUAUUAUAAAUGAAAAUAAUGAACUUGUACAUUUACAUCAUUGGGAUAAGAGAGCGAUUGAUUUUAGAGAAAGAUUAAGAACUUGGUUCAAUUACACCCCGUGGGAUUCCAUCAAGCGUGGAAAUAUUCAAAUGUGGUUAGCAUGGACAUGUUUCAAUACGACUUUUGAGGAAAUAUCGACCAAUGAAAACCAUAUCAAAUUCUUACAAUACGUCGUGGAAUUAUUGGAAGCUAGAACCGGCACUAUUUUCGAAGAAGGAUAUAACGACAAGAUCGAAUUGAGUAGAUUGACCAUUGAUAAAGUUAACGCAAAAGGAAGACCGUUGAUCCUAUACGCUUUAACUAAUGCGAUCAACCUCUUUCUGCAAAAAGUGGUUUAUCCUUAUCAAGGUAUGGGUUUGUACCGUGAAGGCGAUGUCGAAUACCUCAUUCGUAUACCCAAAGGCUGGACUCCAGAGAAGGGAAGAACAGAACCAAAUGCUAUACCUGUAGUCUAUUUACAUGGAUUAGGCUUUGGUCUAUUACAAUCCCAUUUCCUGAUCAAACAUUUAAUUUCAUCACUCCCAUCACAUCCAAUCUUGAUACCUCUAUCUCCUUACACUGCUCAAUCACUGUUUCAUCAUCGGCAUCUAAGACCUUGGACCAGACAGCAAUUAGUUGACGCGAUGAAGAAUAUCUGUACUCAAUGGGGAUUUUGGGAUGAAGGUGCAAGAGGAUCAAUGAGGGGAGGCGUUAGUCUGUUGAGUCAUAGUAACGGCAGUGUUGCUCACGGAUGGAUAUUGAAGGAUUGCCCGAGCCUUGUCAAGAGAAGUACCUUUGUCGACCCCGUCGUGUUCUGUCUUUGGGAGGGAGAUGUCUGUUACAAUUUCUGUUAUCGAAAACCUUCUUCAGCAAUCGAAUUGUUGUUAUACUACUUCAUAGCAUCAGAAGUCGGAAUAGCACAUUACAUUCAACGUCACUUUGAUUGGGCGGACAAUACAUUGUUCUUUGAUGAAAUCCCGAAUGCGACUGAUUCCAGUAAGACAGCGUUCUUCUUAGGCGCGAAAGAUGUCAUCAUAGAUGCGACUAGAGUAAGAAGAUAUUUGGAAAGGCAUGGCGUCACCCAUGGUAUUCAUUGGGAUCCACUUGGAGGACACGGAGAUGGACUGAUUGGACCUGCGAGAGAUAGAGUUAUCAUGUUUGCAGGGACUGGGACGACCAACAAUUGGGAUCAAUGGUUGAAAAAGGGAAGAAGAAAACAUAGUAUAGGUCAAGAUGAAUUCUUGGAAAGAGCGCAAGGUAAAUAA
Kwoniella shivajii is the source of this 1995-nucleotide messenger RNA. RefSeq lists its product as uncharacterized. The record is from RefSeq and is a predicted model, not a curated record. The transcript is spliced from 13 exons. The coding region runs from base 1 to 1995 and encodes 664 amino acids. Lineage: Eukaryota; Fungi; Basidiomycota; Tremellomycetes; Tremellales; Cryptococcaceae.